Messenger RNA from Girardinichthys multiradiatus, 2152 nucleotides. Its product is annotated as C-type mannose receptor 2-like. The record is from RefSeq and is a predicted model, not a curated record. Lineage: Eukaryota; Metazoa; Chordata; Actinopteri; Cyprinodontiformes; Goodeidae. The transcript is spliced from 5 exons. Bases 1 to 1107 code for a protein of 368 amino acids.
AUGAAGAGCAGCCUCUUUGGACCCCUGAUUCUCCUCCUCGUCAGCAGCAGCAGUAGUGUUGUAUUUGGCCUGGGAUCUGUGGUGAAAAAUUUUUACAAACCCAUUCAAGUUGUUCUCAGCUGGAAGGAUGCCCAAAGCUACUGCAGGCGCGAAUUCACUGACUUGGCCACCAUCUAUACUGAGUCCGAUAUAAAAAAUCUCUCCAUUAAUGAGUAUUACUCCUGGAUUGGUCUGCACAGAGACCCAAGCCAGUCACAGGGAAGCAACUGGGUCUGGUCUGAUGGUGAAAACUACAAUGUUUAUUACUGGCAAGAUAACAUGGCAAAUGCCACUGGAAACUGUGCUGUGGUUAAGUACAAUGAGAAAAGGAUCUAUGUCCAAGAUUGUGGAGCCCGUUGGUUCUUCAUUUGUCGGCAGUACUACAUUGACAGGCAUUAUGAGUUCAUACCAGUGGCAAAGACUUGGCCAGAGGCUCUGCAGUACUGCAAGUCUCACUACAGAGAUCUGGUCAGUUUUUCAAGCUCCUAUUUUGAAAACGUCUUCAUUGAGCAGGAAUUUCCCGUCUGGAUUGGACUACAAAGAGAUGGAGCAUCAUGGAACUGGACCUGGGAAGAGUCAAACUAUAGAAACUGGCAAGCAGGCGAGCCGAAAAACAACGGUGACUGUGGGUCUAUCUCCUCAAUGACAAAGAAAAUGGCUUCCCAAAACUGUGAUGAUCUUCUACCCUUCAUUUGCAUCGAACAUAGUGUGGUCCUCGUAAAGGAGAACAAAAGUUGGGAAGAGGCGCUGGAACACUGCAGAGGGCUCAGUUCACUCACAAACACCAACGUUCGCUACAAUUUCCUCAGCCUGCAACCCCAGGACGAACUUGACUUCAUUAUGAACAAGGUUAUGAGAGCUGAAUCUGUGGAGGUGUGGAUCGGCCUGCGUUUCCUGGCUGGUGAUUGGCUGUGGGUGAACGGAGCAGACAUGUUGCACGCUGACCUACCGCUCUGCCCCACAAGAGGGCGACACUGUGGGGUCUUAUCCAAGACCAGCGCUGGCAGCAUGGAGGCCAGAGACUGCUCGGAGAGAAAAAACUUCUUCUGUUACAGUUACACACCAUGAUAUCACCACCAUCUGUAGUAGGUCUAUAAAAAAAAUAUACCAACAUCUGACAGUCCAUCCACAUACUCUCCUAUUUAAAAUGUUAACUUUGACCUAAGUAAAGGUCUUUCGAAUAUUUCAAAUAUCAGUUUUCUCUAAUGGAAACAAAUAUAUUUGAGUGUACAAAGUAGUACACAUCUUGUGAUAUUUAGUCUAUUUUAUAAGUGUAAACACUAUCAGUUUAUACUGGGAAACUUUUCCACUUUUAUUGGUAAACUUUAUUAAUCUUUCCCAAGGUAUUUGAUUGCUGCACAACUUUGUAAAAUUACUUGAUAUGUCAUGCAGUACCUUAAAUUCACCUCCUUCUCUGGUUGAAUAUCAUCACAGCCAUAUAGUUUUGAUCAAGAAAUUGGUCAAAUAGAAACUGUCUGCCAACAUGCUGUAGGCUUAAAGAGCAACACAUCGUGCUGUGAUCUAAAGAAAUGUGCGAACAGAUGAGAAACACAGCAUUGACAUCAGUUUGGAAAGGGUAAUAAAGUCAUUUUAAAGGCCUUGGGACUCCCAAGAACUAUUAUCCAGAAAUGGAGGAAACAUGGAACAGUUGUGAACCUUCCCAGGAGUGGCCAAUCUACCAAAAUUAUUCCAAGAAUAUAUCUACUCAUCCUGCUGCUUCAGGGCCUUGACAGCUCAUCGAUGAUGAAACCAUGAAUUAUAGUUUCUUGCAGGGUGAGAAUGUCCAGCCAUCAAGCUCAAGAACCGUUUGGGUUAUGUGGCAAGACAAUGAUCUAAAGUGGACCAGCAUGCCCUCCUCCCCCCAAAAAAUAAAACUAAGACUUUAGAGUGAACACUGGAUGUAAAACUGAUUUAGAUGCUGUAAUAUGACUUUACACACACGGUUCCUGCUCAAAAACCCUCCAAUGUGGUUGGAUUAAAACAAAUCUUCAGAGAAGAGUGGACCUGGAUUCCUUCAUAAUGAUGUAAAAGACUCAUAACCAGUUAUUACAAAUGAUUGAUGGCAGUUGGUGGUGGUGGUACAACCGGGUAUUUGGUAGAGGGGAAUUUGGUU